UAUCGAUCGGCUACUACCGCCGACACAGUGAAAAACGCGUGUAAGUGCAGUUGACGCCUAUUUAUAUACGAGAGUUUUACACGUCCGAAAUUUUUUUCCAAACCCUAAAAAAAAAAAUAAAAAAUAAAAAAUAAAUACCAUAAAUACAGCAAGUUUGUUUACGAGAGCGUACUUAGCUCUCUCAUUUAUACAAACCCGUGUUCAAAUAAUCAGUCAAAAUUCCAUUCUCAACGUUCAAACAAUCUUUCACCACCAAUGUCAAUUAUUUGAAACGAAGGUUCUCUUCGGGAGACCUAUCUUCGGAAGCAGACGAUGCCGACCCUUCGAUGGCUCCCACCGACCGGCCGCCGGCUUCUGGGGCGCAGUCACAACAACGCGCCCAACAGCGGCAGUACGCGUCCAAACCAUCGCGUUCGCAAGCCGCCACGCCCGCAUCCGAGGCAGCGGACAUGCGACUGGAAUUCCAGCAACAGCAACCGGGUAACCGGACCAUAAGCGCACCGACCAGUCCAGCCAAGACGAGAGACUCGAUACUACAGCGUGUCCAAUCACUGACGGACGCGGCUAAGGAGAAGGCCAGUUCGAUAAGCAACGACAUCAAGUAUGCGGCAGCAACACGAAGACAGCAGAGAGUGAACAAAGACCGUUUGUUAACGUUACUUGUGGUGGACGACGAGAACUUUGAUUGGUCUAGAUACUUCCGGGGCAAACGGUUCUUUGGUGAUUUUGAGAUACACGUCGAACAGGCGGACAUAAAAGACUUAACGGUGACCGCGAGCGCAGAACGAGGAUGCACAGUCAGCAUGGCGGUACUUUCACCGUCUGGUUCUCGGGUAGUCCGUUCGUUCAGACCGGAUUUCUUCCUGUGCCGGCAGAGCGUCAGAGAUGCCAGUAAAGAUUAUCGAAACGUCUUGUUGGGACUGAACAUCGGCGGUGUGCCCAGCAUCAAUUCUCUACACUCGUUGUACAACUUCCAGGAUAAACCGUGGGUGUAUGGACAAUUGGUACAACUUCAAAAAAAAUUGGGCAAGGAAAACUUUCCGUUGAUCGAACAGACUUUCUACCCGAGUUCAGGUGAAAUGUCUGUAGCCACUCAAUUACCAGUGGUCCUCAAAGUCGGGCACGCUCAUGGAGGCGUUGGAAAAAUAAAAGUCGAAAAUAAUUCCGACUUCCAAGAUAUGACAUCAAUUGUAUCUGUUGCCGCAACGUACUGCACCACCGAACCUUUUGUCGAUAGCAAAUACGAUCUUCAUUUAACUAAAAUUGGACCUCAUUAUAGAGCAUUGAUGCGUAAAAGCAUAUCGGGCAAUUGGAAAUCGUGUGUUGGUUCAGCAAUGUUGGAAGAAACAGAAGUUCUAGAAAGAUAUAAAUUUUGGUUGGAUUCUGUGGCAGAACUUUUUGGUGGUUUGGAUAUUUUGUCAUUGGAAGUAGUUGUCUCUAAAGAUGGAAUAGAACAAAUAAUUGGCGUCAAUGACUCUGCAUUAUCUCUGCUGGGAAAUCAGCAAGAAGAAGAUAGAAAAUAUAUUUUCGAUUUGAUCAUGGAAAAAUUAGAAACACAAGUUUUGGCCAAUAUGAAUCUUCAAGCAGUCACCCAAACACAAGAAGAAGAACCAACAGCUAUUCUGGCGAGACGAGACUCUUUGGUUUCAGAGAGUAGCGUCACCAGCGGCCAUCAGUCUAGUCAACCGGUGAAAGCAAAUCUGAGCCGUCAAGGUUCCAUAAUUUCAGCUCCGACUCUUGCUCCGGCGCAGCAAAAUAAAGGACAAUUGGACGAUACAGAAGAUACGAUGAAAAAUUUAAGGAAAACGUUUGCUGGAAUCUUUGGUGAAAUGUAAACACGGACUCGCUAGAAUAACAAUACUGGAAAAUCGACAAAAAAAAUAUU
Melanaphis sacchari is the source of this 1885-nucleotide messenger RNA. It is a transcript of the gene Syn, whose product is annotated as synapsin. Gene Ontology annotation, cellular component: synaptic vesicle membrane; synaptic vesicle. Gene Ontology annotation, biological process: neurotransmitter secretion. The transcript is spliced from 10 exons. Lineage: Eukaryota; Metazoa; Arthropoda; Insecta; Hemiptera; Aphididae. The coding region runs from base 327 to 1835 and encodes 502 amino acids. Gene Ontology annotation, molecular function: ATP binding. The record is from RefSeq and is a predicted model, not a curated record.